AUGCCCAACGAAACCAUCGUGGUGAUAGGAGCAGGCGUAAUCGGCCUAACAACAGCCCUACGUAUCCAACAAUCCCUGGAUUUCUCACAAUCAAUCCUCCUUGUAGCCCGCGAUUUCCCAUCAGACAACUCCGUCAAUUACGCCUCGCCCUGGGCCGGAGCGCACUACCGCCCCGUACCAGGUUCAACGCCACAAGCACUGCGCGAGGCAAACCAAGCACAGCGCACCUAUGAAUAUAUGAAACGUGUUGCGGCCGACGAGCCCGGGUCUGGGGUUUCGUUUGUUCGUGGUGUUGAACAUCUCGAGGCGCCACCGGCGGAGUACUUGGAUGCGCAGAGUGUGAAGAACGUCUAUUCGCAUCUCGAUGGGUUUCGGGCCUUGAAGAGUGGGGAAGUCCCUGAUGGUGUUGUUUGGGGUGUCGAGUAUGGCACUUAUGUGGUCAAUUCACCUGUUUAUUGUGCGCAUUUGCUGAGGAAAUUUGUACUUGCGGGUGGAGAGGUGAGGCGGUUUGACCUUGUGAAUCUGAUGGAGGCAUUCAGCUUGGCGAAGGGUGUUCGGACAGUGGUUAAUUGUUCUGGGACUGGGAUUGGGGAUGCUAAGGCGUUCAUUAUUCGAGGGCAAACUUGUCUUGUGCGCAAUCCUGUGUCUGAGACUAUCACUCGUCAGAAUACGGAUGGUUCUUGGUCUUUCUGUAUCCCGCGUCCACUUGAUGGUGGGACGAUUAUUGGGGGCACCAAGGAACCUCAUAACUGGGACCCUAAUCCUUCGCUGGAGACUAGAGAGCGGCUGCUUUCCAAUGCAACCAAGUGGUUUCCUUUCACUCCGGAGAGUGGCGGCAAGUUUGAUGUCAUUCGUGAUAUUGUUGGUCGGCGACCUGCUCGAGAGGGCGGAAUGCGGAUUGAAGUCGAGAAUAUCACAGAUGACCGGUAUAUGGUCCAUGGGUAUGGUGCCGGUGGUCGUGGCUUUGAGCUCUCCCGAGGUGUUGCGGAGGAUGUCGCAGGGUUGAUGCUCGAGAAGGGGCUGCUUCAGCCUAAGGCUUCACUGUAA
Messenger RNA from Penicillium nucicola, 1047 nucleotides. Its product is annotated as FAD-dependent oxidoreductase. The transcript has 3 exons. Lineage: Eukaryota; Fungi; Ascomycota; Eurotiomycetes; Eurotiales; Aspergillaceae. The coding region runs from base 1 to 1047 and encodes 348 amino acids. Gene Ontology annotation, molecular function: FAD binding; D-amino-acid oxidase activity. The record is from RefSeq and is a predicted model, not a curated record.